Molecule: messenger RNA, 756 nt
Organism: Venustampulla echinocandica
Lineage: Eukaryota; Fungi; Ascomycota; Leotiomycetes; Helotiales; Pleuroascaceae
Exons: 4
Coding region: 1-756 (251 amino acids)
Biological process (GO): maturation of LSU-rRNA from tricistronic rRNA transcript (SSU-rRNA, 5.8S rRNA, LSU-rRNA)
Cellular component (GO): cytosolic large ribosomal subunit
Molecular function (GO): RNA binding; structural constituent of ribosome
Source: RefSeq, a predicted model, not a curated record
AUGUCUGCCGCAAAGACAACCGUCCCGACCAAUGACCAAAUCUUGGUCCCUGAGACGCUCUUGAAGAAGCGCAAGAGCCAGGAGAAGGCCAGAGAGGAGAAGUCUGCCGAGCUCGAGAAGAAGAAGAAGGCACAAAAGGAGAAGCGUGGUGUUAUCUUCAAGCGUGCCGAGAAGUACGUUAAGGAGUACCGUGACCAAGAGCGUGAGAAGAUCCGCCUUGCUCGUCUUGCCAAGCAGGAUGGCUCCUACUACAUCCCAGCCGAGGAGAAGUUGGUCUUCGUUGUCCGUAUCAAGGGUAUCAACAAGAUCGCACCAAAGCCCCGAAAGAUCCUCCAACUCCUCCGUCUCCUCCAGAUCAACAAUGGUGUCUUUGUCCGCAUGACCAAGGCAACUCUCGAGAUGUUGAAGGUUGUCGAGCCAUGGAUCGCCUACGGAUACCCCAACCUAAAGACUGUCCGCGAGCUCGUCUACAAGCGUGGGUACGGAAAGGUCGACAAGCAGCGCAUUGCCCUUACCGACAACUCCAUCAUCGAGAACAACCUCGGCAAGUACGGCAUUGUCUGUAUGGAGGAUUUGAUCCACGAGAUCUUCACUGUUGGCCCCAACUUCAAGCAAGCCGCCAACUUCUUGUGGCCAUUCAAGCUUAACAACCCCAACGGUGGAUUCCGCACCAGAAAGUUCAAGCAUUUCGUCGAGGGUGGUGAUCUCGGUAACCGUGAGGACAAGAUCAACGCUCUGAUCAGACAGAUGAACUAG